GUUACUGAGCAUUUCCUCAUUUGCAGUACGUUUGUUGACACAGGUCAUGUAGCUGUCUGUGCAGCAGCAUCAGCCUGGAUACUGAAUCACUGCUGGACAUGGAGUAUUUUAUCCUGCACUGAAUCAUCACUAAAGGCAAAUAUGGAGGAGAACGUUGAUGUCAAGGCUCUGAGGGCCCGGUUCAACAACAAGGCCAGCACCUCGGAUACCAGCAGCCGAGACAGUGGCUCCCCAAAAUCUCCAAGACCUGGGUUUGGGAGAGCGAUCCUGCCAGUGACAGAGAACGAUCUGGCCCACAGACUCUCUCCCGCUUUUCCUCCUCCUUCGACGAGCCCAAGCCCAGUGAGGUUCCCGAGGGCAGAGCCAAUGGCCGCUUCCAUCCCCUCCAGACCUGUUUCCUUCCCUCGACCACCUCCCAUUUCUGCAGUCAGAGCAGCCAUCCAGUCGGCAGACGCCAACAAGGUCAAGCAGACGGGGGAGAUGCUGCAGAACAUGAUGAUGAGACAUCAGAGGCCUCCAGGUACCAAACCAGUCCUGACUCCGGCUCCAGCUCAGGCCCCCGCACCUGCUCCCACCGCUGCCCCUCUACCUCUCCGACAGCCGCCCAGACAGAGGAGCGCUGGGGAAGUGACCCCGCUGAGGAGACCCCUGCCUCCUGAAGGACCGAUGCCCUUGAAACCAAAAAGGCCUCCAAACAUCAACCUGGAGCCCUAUAUGAGGUUCAGCCGAGGACCUGCCCUUCCUCCCCAGAGGAAGAGUCAUACAGAUUCCCCAGGUUCCGCAGGCAGAAGAAUGUCUGUGCCAGCAGUGAUCAGUCCUCCAAAACCGCCACAGCGAUCCAGCAAACCAAGCAGGCUGCCGCGCCAGAUCGCCUCUGUAGAUAUUGAUGAUAACCAGGACACCUAUGAUGACAUUGCAAGUUUUGAGAGGAACGAGUCCUGGAGUGACAGCAGUGCACAGGUUGUGGACGAGGAUGAUGAUGAUGAUGUAUAUGAGUUUAUUGAUGGGGACGAGGUAGAGGUGAAGCCGGCAACUACUGAGAAGAUGAACAAGAAAGAAGCGAAGAAGCAACAGGAGCAGGAGAAGAAAGAGCAGAUGGAGCGUCAGAAAAAAGAGAAUGAGUUGAGGAAGAACUUUCACCUGCAAGGGGAGGUGGAGGUUCUUCACACAGCCAAAGUCCGCCAUGAUUGGCAUGGAGGAGGAAAACUGGAACUGAGUGUGCGACAAGGAGAGAAUGUGGAGAUCCUUCGAGUGAAGAAUAACCCAGGAGGCAAAUGGCUGGCUCGUUCUCUGAAUGGAAACUAUGGCUACAUCAGCAACACAUGUGUGGACAUUGACUAUGAAGCAGUGAAACGCAAAGUGCUCCAGUCAAAAAGAACAGACAUACUCCCAUUACCUCCACCACCACCUGACCCUCCACAGAUGUUAAAUAUAGACUCCAAUAACAGAGACAGCUUGCUUCAAGAUGACGAUGACUAUGAUGACGUUCAACCAAUAGCUGAUGAAUUCCCUCCACCACCGCUUGAAAUCAGCAUAGAUCCCAAAGUGGAGAAGGAGCUAAAAAAAAAGUUUAAGUUUGAAGGGCCACUCAAGGUGCUGCACUCCGUGAUGGUGGAUCCUAACGGCGUCGUAAAGAAGCCAGGAGGGAAGGAUCUACCUGUGUCUCAAGGAGAAAUCCUGGAUGUCAUCCAGCUCACCAACAACAAGAAAGCUCUGUGUCGCAACAGGUUUGGAAAAUAUGGUUAUGUGUCUAGAUCCCUUCUUCUUCCAAUGGAAGGAGACAUUUACGAUGAUGUCGACUAUCCCAGCGACGUCUAUGACAAUGACUCUCCACACACAGAUUAUUAAAACAAGUCAAACUAGUCUUACGCUCUCAUAGUAAGACGGAGACAGGAAAAGAUGCAGAGAAAGAGACAAACUAUAUGAAAACUGAAAACUUAAGCUAUGUGAAACUAUCUGUGAAACUAACUUUACAAAACUGGAGGCCAAAAACUGCAAAUAAGGUGAAGAGAGAGAUCCGUCAGGAUACAAAUGCACAGUUGUGCUUGUCCUGCUCUCAAACAAACAAACAAACAAGCAAACAAGGUGUAACUCAAACUGUAACUAUAUAAAGCCGUGAAAAACUGAUCCAUGUGAAUACACGUUCACAUGCCCUGUGCUGAGACCUCUUAUCAUUGCAUUGUUUGUCAAACUGCCUGUAUAGAAAAUGAAUACACUAUUACUGUAGCUUUGCUUGACCCCUGAGAUAACUUAAAAUAAAUAAAAUAAAUAAAAUAACUUUUUGAAUAGAAGUCAAUUUUUACUUUUUUUUAGAAAAUAAAUAUGAAAAUGAAAACUU
Molecule: messenger RNA, 2338 nt
Organism: Toxotes jaculatrix (banded archerfish)
Lineage: Eukaryota; Metazoa; Chordata; Actinopteri; Toxotidae
Product: FYN-binding protein 1
Exons: 16
Coding region: 142-1848 (568 amino acids)
Biological process (GO): integrin-mediated signaling pathway; T cell receptor signaling pathway; protein localization to plasma membrane
Cellular component (GO): plasma membrane
Molecular function (GO): protein binding
Source: RefSeq, a predicted model, not a curated record